Molecule: messenger RNA, 2111 nt
Organism: Sycon ciliatum
Lineage: Eukaryota; Metazoa; Porifera; Calcarea; Leucosolenida; Sycettidae
Exons: 7
Coding region: 148-1314 (388 amino acids)
Biological process (GO): hippo signaling; positive regulation of transcription by RNA polymerase II; regulation of apoptotic process
Cellular component (GO): nucleus; cytoplasm
Molecular function (GO): protein binding; transcription coactivator activity
Source: RefSeq, a predicted model, not a curated record
UGCAGUGCUGGUGAUUUGUGUGGGUCGUGUAGUUGUGUGCGGUGUUCUCCAUUGUUCACUGUGGUGUGGACAGAACGAUUCAUGCCGGCGUGGACAGAGUGAGGCCGUGGCUGAGUGGUUGGUUGUGACGGUUUUGCUGACGGCGCAAUGCCGGACAGUGUGCGGUACAACAUCAAGUACUUGGUAUCCAAUCUAGAUGUGUCACUGAUCUUGGAAGACCUGCUGGAGAACGAUGUCCUCAGUGAGGAGGAAUACGUUACUGCCUCAGGCAAGGAAAACGAGAAGUGGGAUCAUUCCAAGUAUGUGGUGAGGCUGAUGCUAACGAAAACGGAGGAACAGGUGGAUACGUUCCUGAAUUUGAUUCAACACAGCCAGCCUCAUGUAGCGGAGCAUAUUGCCAGUACCAUGGCGAACCGACGCAAAGCAACUGCCAGUGGGAAAACUGACCGUCCAACGAAGCCAAUGUCGGCAGAUCGUGAGUCAACACGUGACCCGUCCUCCGACAAUCCGUUUGACCUGGAAAGGUUUGUGUGUGACAUUCAACCAUGGUUGAACACAGUUGACGCAGAUCGACUGCGACGGAUGGUGAUCAAGAAACAUCUCAUAACUGACAGCGCAUCAAUAGAGGGACUGAAGAGAAUUCUGUCCCGGGAUGGACUAUCUGAUCAUAAUGAGGCGCUCAUCCAGUUGCUCAGAGCUGGUGGCCUAAAGACUUAUCGUGAUCUCUGUGUUGUCAUUGAGGAACUUGGUUAUGCGGACAAGAGCAAGGAAAUGCUCUCCAUUUUGUCCCACACAGACAAUCCGUUUGACCUGGAAAGGUUUGUGUGUGACAUUCAACCAUGGUUGAACACAGUUGACGCAGAUCGACUGCGACGGAUGGUGAUCAAGAAACAUCUCAUAACUGACAGCGCAUCAAUAGAGGGACUGAAGAGAAUUCUGUCCCGGGAUGGACCAUCUGAUCAUAAUGAGAAGCUCAUCCAGUUGCUCAAAGCUGGUGGCCUAAACACGUAUCGUGAUCUUUGUGUUGUCAUUGAGGAACUUGGGUAUGCGGACAAGAGCAAGGAAAUGCUCUCCAUUUUGUCCCUCACAGCUCUGCCAACACUACCAGGAAACUGGGAAGAGCGUCUUGAUAAGCAGGGUAGAACAUACUUUGUGGAUCACGCGUCCAAAACCACCACAAGGACCAGACCACUACCUUUGCCCACUGGCUGGGAAGAGCGUCUUGAUAAGCAGGGUAGAACAUACUUUGUGGAUCAUGCGUCAGAAACCACCACAAGGACCAGACCACUACCUUCGCCCACUGAGGCUAGCUGAGCUUAUGAAGGUCUCUAUUGGAUAGUGUUUAGCAGUUGAGAUUGGUGAACUUGACCAGCACUGGACAAGGAUCAUUUCCAGCAGCUACUGCAGUAAGAGAUACUCCAACAGCACACUACCUGUCAUUGAUCACAACACUGUGACAUCACUUGUAUAGACAUGAUGUAUACAGAUUGUCUAUGACACACACAGUGUUGUGUUAGUAUGUAGAUAUAAUGAUCAACUGAACUACAUGUACUGUCUAGUCCAGUCUACUGUGGUAUCAGUUUAACUGAAUGUGUUCAUGUCUACUCUCACCUACUGUUUUUACACUAGUCACUGUACAGAAUAGUUACCGCUAUGUCAGUUAAACCUGCAAAACUCUACUCUACACAUGUUUAUACUGCAAUGUAUAUUGCCAUAGCAGUGUCAGCAUCUGCGCAGCUCCUUCAACACCAUUUCCAAUUGUGGCCGGCUUUUCAGUAGACCACAGGACCUAUCCUGCCUGAACAUGGCAAUGUGUCCAAGGUCCAAUGGGUUUGUGUGUACGUACGUACACGCGUGCGCACGUGUUUGUGUGCGUUUGUUUGUGUAUGUAUUAUGUGUCUGUACGAGUACUGUAGUUGGUGUAUUUUUACUAAGACAGUACAAUACUCACUAUUCAUAUUUCCAGCUCCUUCACCAUAACAAUGAGAGCCAGGCAAGUAUAGAAGAGCGCAUGCUCCAGUGGUUCUCUAGUGCUGUGCUGCUCUCCUUCUCACUCUUGGCUACUCUCUUGUGUAAAUACUUCGUCCGUAUAAUUAUUCAAUACUACAAAA